Solanum verrucosum is the source of this 2960-nucleotide messenger RNA. RefSeq names its product putative disease resistance protein RGA1. The transcript is spliced from 3 exons. Lineage: Eukaryota; Viridiplantae; Streptophyta; Magnoliopsida; Solanales; Solanaceae. Gene Ontology annotation, molecular function: protein binding; ADP binding. The coding region runs from base 18 to 2960 and encodes 980 amino acids. The record is from RefSeq and is a predicted model, not a curated record. Gene Ontology annotation, biological process: defense response to other organism.
UUUUAAGUUCAACAUAUAUGGCUGAAGCUUUCCUUCAAAUUCUGCGAGAAAAUAUCACUUCUUUCAUCCAAGGGGAACUUGGAUUGCUUCUUGGUUUUCAAAAUGACUUUGAAAAUAUUUCGAGCAGGUUUUCUACAAUCCAAGCGGUUCUUGAAGAUGCUCAGGAGAAGCAACUAAAGGACAAGGCAAUUAAAAACUGGUUACAGAAACUCAAUGCUGCUGCGUAUAAAGUUGAUGACCUAUUGGACGAAUGUAAAAAUGAGGCAGCAAGACUCAAGCAGUCUCGAUUAGGACGUUAUCAUCCAAAGACUAUUGCUUUCCGUCACAAGAUUGGGAAAAUGAUAAAAGAGAUGAUGGAGAAACUAGAUGCAAUUGCUAAGGAAAGAAUGGAUUUUCAUUUGCACGAAAAGAUUAUAGAAAGACAAGUUGCUAGACCGGAAACAGGUUCUGUUUUAACUGAACCACAAGUUUAUGGAAGAGAUAAAGAGGAAGAUGAGAUAGUGAAAAUCCUGAUAAACAAUGUUAGUGAUGCCCAACAACUUUCAGUCCUCCCAAUAGUUGGUAUGGGAGGACUAGGAAAGACGACUCUUGCACAAAUGGUCUUCAAUGAUAAGAGAGUAACUGAGCAUUUCCAUCCCAAAAUAUGGAUUUGUGUCUCGGAAGAUUUUAAUGAGAAGAGGUUGAUAAAGGAAAUUGUAGAAUUUAUUGAAAGAAUGUCACUUGGUGACAUGGGCUUGGCUCCACUUCAAAUGAAGCUUCAAGAGUUACUGAAUGGAAAAAGAUACUUGCUUGUCAUAGAUGAUGUUUGGAAUGAAGAUCAAGAUAAGUGGGCUAAUUUAAGACAAGUCUUGAAGGUUGGAGCAAGUGGUGCUUCUGUUCUAACCACUACUCGUCUCGAAAAGGUUGCAUCAAUUAUGGGAACACUGCAACCAUAUGAAUUGUCAAAUCUGUCCCAAGAAGAUUGUUGGUUGUUGCUCAUGCAACGUGCAUUUGGAUACCAAGAAGAAAUAAAUCCUAACCUUGUGGCUAUCGGAAAGGAGAUUGUGAAAAAAUGUGGUGGUGUGCCUCUAGCAGCCAACACUCUUGGAGGUAUUUUGCGCUUCAAGAGAGAAGAAAGAGAAUGGGAACAUGUGAGAGAUAGCGAGAUUUGGAAUUUACCUCAAGAUGAAAGAUCUAUUCUGUCUGCCCUGAGACUGAGUUAUCAUCAUCUUCCACUUGAUUUGAGACAAUGCUUUGUGUAUUGUGCGGUGUUCCCAAAGGACACCAAAAUGAAAAAAGAAAAGCUAAUUGCUUUCUGGAUGGCACAUGGUUUUCUUUUAUCAAAAAGAAACAUGGAGCUAGAGGAUGUGGGUAAUGAAGUAUGGAAUGAAUUAUACUUGAGGUCUUUCUUCCAAGAGAUUGAAGUUAGAUCUGGUAAAACUUAUUUCAGUAUGCAUGAUCUCAUCCAUGAUAUGGCUACAUCUCUGUUUACAGCUAGCACAUCAGGCAGCAAUAUCCGCGAAAUAAAUGCCAAAGGUUACUCACAUAAGAUGUCCAUUGGUUUUGCUCAAGUGGUGUCUUCUUACCCUCCUUCCCCCUUGAAAAAGUUUAUCUCGUUAAGAGUGCUUAAUCUAAGUAAAUUAGAACUUAAGCAGUUACCGUCUUCCAUUGGAGAUCUAGUACAUUUAAGAUACCUGGACUUGUCUGACAAUGGUAGAAUUCGUAGUCUUCCAGAGCAGUUAUGCAAGCUUCAAAAUCUGCAGACUCUUGAUCUAAACGAUUGCCUGUCACUUUGUUGUUUGCCAAAACAAACAAGUAAACUUGUUAGUCUCCGAAAUCUUUCACUUGAUUACUAUUUAUUGAAAUCUAUGCCACCAAGGAUAGGAUCUUUGACAUGUCUUAAGACUCUAGAUUGCUUUGUAGUGGGCGAGAGGAAAGGUUAUCAACUUGGUGAACUAGGAAGCCUAAAUCUUUAUGGCUCGAUUAAAAUCUUGCAUCUUGAGAGAGUGAAGAAUGAUAAAGAUGCAAAAGAAGCCACUUUAUCUGCAAAAGAGAAUCUGCAUUCUUUAAGCAUGAGUUGGGAUGAACCAUAUAGAUAUGAAUCAGAAGAAGUCAAAGUGCUUGAAGCCCUCAAACCACACCCCAAUCUGAUUUCUUUAACAAUCAGUGGCUUCAGAGGAUUCCGUUUCCCUGGGUGGAUGAAUCACUCAGUUUUGAGAAAUGUUGUCUCUAUUACAAUUAGAGGUUGUAAAAACUGCUCUUGCUUACCACCCUUUGGUGAGCUGCCUUGUCUAGAAAGUCUAAAGUUAUACGGGUCUGCAGAGGUGGAGUAUGUUGAUUCUGGAUUCCCUACAAGAAGAAGGUUUCCAUCUCUGAGAAAACUUAUGAUAGUCCAAUUUGAUAAUCUGAAAGGAUUGCUGAAAAAGGAAGGAGAAGAGCAAUUCCCUGUGCUUGAAGAUAUGAUAAUUCUGUGGUGCCCUGUGUUUGUUAUUCCGACCCUUUCUUCUGUCAAGAAAUUGGUAGUUCAUGGGGAGAAGUCAGAUGCAAUAGGUUUCAGUUCCAUAUCUAAUCUCAGGGCUCUUACUUCCCUCUACAUUCGCAGUAACUAUGAAGCUGCUUCACUCCCAGAAGAGAUGUUCAAAAGCCUUGCAAAUCUCAAAUACUUGGAAAUCUCUUGCUUUAAGAAUCUCAAAGAGCUGCCUACCAGCCUGGCUAGUCUCAAUGCUUUGCAGAGUCUGACAAUUGACCAUUGUGACGCACUAGAGAGUAUCCCCGAGGAAGGAGUGAAAGGCUUAACUUCACUCACAAAGUUAUCUGUCAAGUUCUGCAAGAUGCUAAAAUGUUUACCGGAGGGAUUGCAGCACCUAACAGCUCUCACAGCUUUAACAAUUACUGAAUGUCCAAUAGUGUUAAAGCGGUGUGAGAAGGGAAUAGGAGAAGACUGGCACAAAAUUGCUCACAUUUCUAAUUUCUAUAAGUAA